Haplochromis burtoni (Burton's mouthbrooder) is the source of this 2755-nucleotide messenger RNA. Its product is annotated as protocadherin beta-16-like. Gene Ontology annotation, biological process: homophilic cell-cell adhesion. Gene Ontology annotation, cellular component: plasma membrane. Gene Ontology annotation, molecular function: calcium ion binding. The coding region runs from base 1288 to 2352 and encodes 354 amino acids. The transcript has a single exon. The record is from RefSeq and is a predicted model, not a curated record. NCBI's taxonomy places the organism in Eukaryota, Metazoa, Chordata, Actinopteri, Cichliformes, Cichlidae.
AGUCUGGAUAAACCCUCCUGAAGGCAGCACGUCAAAGAGCCGGGCCAGCAUAUCCAAACAGGGACGUGGAAAACAAGUCCCCCUCCAUGGAGCUUUUCUGAGCACAGGAGACAAGGCACGUCUCCACGUCGCUUACCAGCCAAACCCCGACGCCAGGUAAGCCUGAGCUUUACCUGAAUACCUCCUCUUCUCCCUCUCCUUUCCGUGGUCUAGAGGGACCGCCGAAAUAGCUGAGAGAUCCAGCUAAUAGUGCAGGGUGGAAAAUGCAGAAGGAGGACGAAGAGAGAUCGUGAGGAUCGGAUGGAUAGCAAAGCCAGGCUAGCAUACACCAAGGCAGCCAAUACAUCGUUAAAACUAAGUGAGAACAGUAGAGUAGAAGAAAAUAACACAAAAGUAGUAGAGCGAAACAAACUGCACCCGGCAGCGGCAGAGCCAAACACAGGCGCUAUCAUAACGUAGCUCAACAAUGAAUAACUAGUACAUCAAUUUUACACACGCGCAAAACAAAAACAAUGUUAAUAUCCUUGAGGAAUAUUUUUUUUCUAAACAGAAUCUUAAUGGCAUCUAAUCAAUAUUAAUAUACCUCAAAUGUUAACCGCAUUCACUUCAGAACCACGGACAGCAGCAUUAGCAAUAUUAAUUCAUGUUACCUCGUGUCCAUUUUGUGCUGUUUCCACAAUUCAAGCGCCAAGGUUUACCAGUUAUCCAUCUUUAAGUAAACUUGUGUUUUCCCGAUGCAUUUUCCCUUUCGGUCGGUCAGCUGACUUGUUUUAUCCGGGCUAACUCUCUUACACCACUGAUCUUAACAUCACAGUCACUGCCUGUUUUUCUUAAUAUACUGUUAUUGUGAUCCUAGAAAUUAAACACAAUAGAUUCUCGAUUGUUCUUUUUUCAAGUCCAAAUGACAGUGUUAAAGAUUCUGUAGGCUGAUAUUACUGAAUUUGCACACAUUUGACAGUAAGUUGUCCUGCGGAUGAAUUUUAGAUGAUAUUCUGCAGUUUUAUAGUGCGGACUCUUAGGGCCGCUGUUGACCAGAGUGUUGAGGACUGAGACCAUGUUUGUAGCAGCACCGCCCAUGUAACAUCGACAUUAUAAAGAGGGAACACGACGCACAAAGAUCGAGCGAUUCUGAUCAAGGAGGAUAAAUACUGAAGAAAGAUUUUUAUUUUGGAGAGAUUUGCUUUCGCUGACCGGAAUAUACACUUAGGUUUUGACUUUGGAAUACAUAUCUUCUGUUGUGUGGAAUAUAGUUGUGAAUCCACGUUGAGUGAGAAAUCUGAAAGAACAAUGAAACGGCAGGUACUGCUAUUUGUCUCUCUCCUUUCCCUCGGCCCAGUCUUCGGGCAGGUCAGUUACUCGAUUCCGGAGGAAAUGACUAGAGGCUCUUUAGUUGGAAGUAUAGCACAGGAUUUAGGUUUAGAAAUUAAACGUUUAAUAUCAGGAAAAGCCAAGAUCUAUAGCAGAAAUAGCGACCAAUACAUCGAGCUGAAUAGAGAAAGAGGAGUCCUCCUCAUCAAGGAGAGAAUAGACAGAGAGGCGCUGUGCACAGAGACAGUGCUUUGUGCUUUACAUUUUCAGAUCCUUUUGGAGAAUCCGAUGGAAUUUUAUACGGUUACAGUCCAGAUCACAGACAUCAAUGAUAAUGCACCAACCUUUGAAAAAAGCGAAAUGAAUUUCAAAAUUAGCGAGUCUGCAACUGCCGGCUCAAAAUUUGUUUUGGAACGGGCUGUGGAUCUUGAUGUUGGUAUUAAUGCGGUUCAAAACUAUGAUUUAAAGUCGACCAACAAUUUUGCUCUGAGACUGCACAGUAACCCCGAUGGACAGAAAAACGUUGAGAUGGUACUGCAGAAACCUUUAGACAGAGAGAAACAAGAGCAGAUAUCCCUCGUGUUAACAGCUGUAGAUGGAGGAGAGCCACAGAUGUCAGGAACAAUGCAGAUUCUCAUUACAGUUUUAGACGUUAAUGAUAAUGCGCCGGUUUUUACACAGCAAACAUACAAAGCUACAGUCACUGAGAAUUCACCUAAAGGAACAGUUGUUGCUACUGUUACAGCGUCAGACGCAGAUCAAGGUUCUAACAGUAAAAUAACAUAUUCAAUCACAAAUACGUUAGGUAACGUAAAGAAAAUGUUUGAAGUAAACACAGAAAACGGGCAAGUUUCAUUGGUUGGAACCAUUGAUUUUGAAAAAACAAAACGCUUCCAAAUAAAUAUAGGAGCAAGUGAUGAGGGGGGACUCACGGAUUCUUGUAAACUGAUUGUUGAUAUUCUGGAUGUAAACGACAAUAAACCUGAAAUCAACAUAAUGUCCAAAUCAACUGUGAUAUCAGAGGAUGCAAUCUCAACACAGUAGUAACAAUGAUAAAUGUUGAGGACUUAGAUUCCGGAGACAGUGGGGUCGUGAAAUGUUUAUCAAGAAAAUGACCAUUUAUUAUAAAAUCAUCACAAAUAAUUUCUAUACCUUAGUAACAGACAGUGAUUUAGACAGAGAGAGAGCCUCUGAGUAUAACAUCACUGUGACCUGCUCUGAUGAGGGAGUGCCCUCCCUCUCCAGCAGCGUCACUCUCACCUUACAGAUCUCAGACGUUAAUGAUAACGCACCUGUCUUUGAGAGGAGCUCAUAUGAGGCCUACAUUGUAGAAAACAACACACCAGGUCUCUCUAUAUUCACAGUCAAAGCCACAGACGCUGACUGGAACCAGAAUGCCCGUGUUUCUUACAUACUGGAGGACUCCUCCGUUAACGGAGUGCCAGUC